GUGAAUAGCGUGAGGUCUGGUUCUCUUUUUUCUCCCCUUCUCUUGUUUUCUCUCUCCUCCAUCUCUUGUUUUCUCUCUCGCUCCCUCCUUCUUGUCUCUGAUUUGCAGUAACUAGGGUUUUUGCCCUCGCCCCAUAGCCCCCCCUGUCUUUCUUGCCCCUGGCGCUUCUUCACCCUCCCUCAACCUCUCGCCUCCUUCAAGCGUGCAGUUGUUUGAAGCUGCCCCUCGCCCUGCCAAUCAAGCAAUCUGCCCGUUCCACAGCGACAGGACACACGUAUCCUGUUCCGCGUGUCCGGUGCCCGACGACCUCUUAACAACACGACACGAGUCUCUAUUUGCACCAGGAGAACGAAAAGGAUGAGCUUCUUUCCUCGAAUUGGACGAAAAACUCGGGCUCAAAUGAAUCCCUUUUCUCAUUUUUGCGUGGCGUGAUAUUACUCCUUGGACGGGAACGCCGCACAUGAAAGCCACAUCCUCUCGCCUUCACUCUCCCCUUCUGCAGCCUGAAUCCCUUCGGAAAAAUCAUCCACUGCAGGUGAAUUCGUGAUUGCGAGGUUGGAGGUUCGAAUAAAUCGGUUGCGCUUCAAUGCAGAGAACGUGCCAAAGAUCUGGUUGUUAUUGCUUUGGUGAGUGAGCAAAGGCACGUGAUUGUGUUAGCUUCCACUGCCAGCUGCAAUCAUGACGCUUACCAAUUUCACUGGUAAUGGUGUCGGCUUUGGCUUCGGAAUUGGUUGUGGUUUUGGAAUAGGCUGGGGUUUUGGAGGCGUUCCUUUGCAUACCUUAGGUCUCGGCAUAGGAGGAGGAUGUGGAGUAGGACUUGGCUUGGGCUGGGGCUUUGGGUCUGCCUUUGGAAGCCAUUACAGGUCUUCUGAGAUAAGGUUCCAAGGAGUAAACUUUGAGAAUGCAAAAGACUCAAAAAGCGCAAAUCUCUCACAGGUCGCCAAGCACAAAUCCAGGAACGAUUGUUGGUUCGUCAUCAAUGGCAGGGUGUACGACGUGACUAAGUUUCUGGAGGAGCACCCGGGCGGCGACGACGUCCUGGUGGAGGUAGCAGGGAGAGACGCCACGAAGGAUUUCGACGCCAUCGGUCACAGCAAGGGAGCCAAGCAGCUCCUCGUCAAGUACCAAGUCGGCGUUCUCGAGGGCUUCAAGCUGCAGCAAGCAGAAGAAGAAGGAGAUCGACAGGGCAGCGGCCCUGUGAGAAAGGCGGGGGAGGAGAUGAGCGCCAAGGUCGUCAAGGAAGACGCCGUCGCCAAAUGGGGAGGCCUGAUAGAGUUUGUGGUUCCUCUCUUCGUUGCCCUCUUCUUCUGGGGUUACAAGAUCGUUGGGAAGGAUGUCCAAGUCGUGAAUUAGAACUGAAACCAGAUGGGGAGGUUUAGAUCAGGUUUGGAAGAAGUUUGGGUGUUUUGAUGAUCUAAAUAUAGUUAGGACUGAGGGAUAAAAAGUUGGUAGACAAAAGAAGGGUGAUGUUUUUUCUUUUUUAUUUGUCGUUCUUCUUCUUCGUCUUCGAUAAAUUAUCUCAUGCUGUAAGUUUUGCAAUGACAACAUAAUGUUCGGUGCAUGGCAACACCAGGACUUUGGUCCUAGAGAGUGGAUGCCUAUUACGAAUUUA
This is a messenger RNA of Nymphaea colorata (pocket water lily), 1612 nucleotides long. RefSeq lists its product as uncharacterized. The coding region runs from base 679 to 1353 and encodes 224 amino acids. Gene Ontology annotation, molecular function: heme binding. Gene Ontology annotation, cellular component: intracellular membrane-bounded organelle; membrane. Lineage: Eukaryota; Viridiplantae; Streptophyta; Magnoliopsida; Nymphaeales; Nymphaeaceae. The record is from RefSeq and is a predicted model, not a curated record. The transcript has 8 exons.